AUGGGAAAAUGGCACGAAGGGUGGCUGAAAAAUAUCCUUUUUUUAAAAUGCAGGAACUGGGGAGAAGGUUGGGGUUUUGUGCCUUCUAACAGAGCCCUUGUGUUUGUGGACAACCAUGACAAUCAGCGAGGACAUGGUGCUGGAGGAGCAUCCAUACUGACUUUCUGGGAUGCUAGAAUGUAUAAAAUGGCAGUUGGAUUUAUGUUGGCUCAUCCUUAUGGCUUCACAAGAGUAAUGUCAAGUUAUCGUUGGUCAAGAAAUUUCCAGAAUGGAAAAGAUGUGAAUGACUGGAUGGGACCACCUAAUAACAAUGGAGCAACGAAGGAAGUGACCAUUAAUCCAGACACCACUUGUGGCAAUGGCUGGGUCUGUGAACAUAGAUGGCGUCAAAUAAGGUGGGAACGUCCCCUUCAGUCCUUAUGUAAUAAGGAAGUUCUCAAUGGUCAGCCUUUUUCAAACUGGUGGGAUAAUGGCAACCAAGUGGCUUUUUGGCAGAGGAAAACAGAGGAUUCAUUGUUUAACAAUGAUGACUGGACCACCUCAUUGCUGAUACAGGGACCUCAAGCAGCAAAGGCGCUCACUUUAUAUAUGCAACAGGCUGUGGUCGUGCUACUUGUCCUUCAGGGAUUGGCGGAGCACGAACCACCCUAUACUACUUGUCCUCCAGGGAUUGGUGGAGCAAGAAUCACCCCACUAGCAUGGUACCGCCCUGGCCAGAUUGAAGCCAGGGGCAAACCCGUGCAUGCGCAGUACUGUUGUUAA
Messenger RNA from Rattus rattus (black rat), 762 nucleotides. Its product is annotated as pancreatic alpha-amylase-like. The record is from RefSeq and is a predicted model, not a curated record. The transcript is spliced from 6 exons. Bases 1 to 762 code for a protein of 253 amino acids. NCBI's taxonomy places the organism in Eukaryota, Metazoa, Chordata, Mammalia, Rodentia, Muridae.